This is a messenger RNA of Labrus mixtus (cuckoo wrasse), 2521 nucleotides long. Its product is annotated as neurofilament heavy polypeptide-like. The transcript has 15 exons. The record is from RefSeq and is a predicted model, not a curated record. The coding region runs from base 117 to 2234 and encodes 705 amino acids. Gene Ontology annotation, molecular function: protein binding. NCBI's taxonomy places the organism in Eukaryota, Metazoa, Chordata, Actinopteri, Labriformes, Labridae.
CAGGCAUCGCUUGUGAACACACGCUGAAUAGCUAGCAUGAGAUGAACUGUGAAUAACUGGUUAAUAAUAUUGCAGUUAGUGGAAGUCCCAGUGUUCCCAGUGUGAGUCGGGACAGCAUGGCGUCAGAGGAAGACGACGCUCUGCUGUUUCUCAUCUACCAACACCUGAAGCACGGAGGAUACAAGAAAGCUGCCAAAGGGCUGCAAAAACACCUUCCUCAGGUGGAGACAACAGAAGAAAGCUCCAACCUUCACGAUAUCUACACAGGCUGGAUGAAGUUGUGCUCUCUGGCGCAGCACGCCAAGCAGGAGACGGAGGACUCCACCGCUAUGAAGACGGAGAGCAUCAAACGAGAACCUGCCACCAGCGAAGGAGGAGGAGGAGGAGGAGAGGGAGCAGACUCCAAACUCUCCAACAUCCCAGAGGAGAAUCAUGUGGACGCCAAACCUCCAUCAGAGUCGUUGACAGAAGCUGAAAGUGUCUCGGAGCCGUGUCAGCUUCCUGAAGGAGACGCCAAAACAACAAACUCUGAGGGUGAGGACGGACAAGAGGAGAAAGAGGAGAAAGAAGAGGAGGAGGAAACACAAGAGGAGAAAGAAGAGGAGGAGGAAACACAAGCGGAGCCAGAGUCAGCUCCUGUGGAAGAGCCCGCUGAGGCGUCUAACGAGGCAGAAAGCGCCGACCGGGAGGAAGUGGAUGAACCCAGCGGCCAGGUCGAGCCCGCACGUGCUCCCUCUGAUCACGCUGAGGAUCAGCCCGCAGCUCCCGAGGCAGCCGCUUUAGACGGCGAGGAGCAGAAAGAGGACGCCGAUGAGCCAAAACAGGAGACAGAAGAAGCUCCAGACGCCUCUGAGGUCACAGAUGAAACCCCUACACUCAAAGAGACAGCUGUCAAUCAAACAGACGCGACAACGUCCUCGUCUCAGGAGUCAGAGGAUGAGGAAGGCAGCGCUGCUGAGAAGCCGAGCCAGGCCGAGCCCACCCCGUCAGACCCGACAGCUCUGGAGACCAAUGAGCAGCCAGAAGAGAGUGAAGCCCCGCCUCCUGCAGAGUCUAAAAAGCAAAAGGAGGCAAAGGUAGCAGAGAACUCAAAGAUGGAGGUCGACUGUGAACCCAAGGAGGAGACGAAGGCAAACACUGACGUCCCCGUCCCCGUCGACUCUGCAGCUUCAGGGGAGAUCGUGGUACCAGACGUCUCAGUCGUCCCCGAAGCGGCUGGAGGAGACGCUGAAACUCCCAAGAAGAAGAGAAAGAAGAGGAAGAAGAGUGCAGGGACGCCGACCAGCACUGACUCGACGGCCGUAGAUACUCCUGCUGCCAGCACGCCCGCUCAGGCUGCUUCUCCAGAGAAAAAGACAAAGGCCAAGAAAAGGAAAAUGGCGAGCGAGGAAGUGGAAGAAACUCCCGUCACUCCUUCAGAGGGUAAAAACAAAAAGAAGAAAGUAAAAGAGGAGGCAGAGGAGGAGAAGAAGGUGGAGAGUCCGGCAGAGACGACAACAAAGAAGAAGAAGAAGAAAAAUAAGAAGAAGAAGGUGGCUGGACAGGAGACGGAGGAGGUGCAGUCUGAUGAGAAACCAGCAGGGGGCGCUGACGUUGCAGGGAAGAAAGAGUCUUCAGAUGAAAACUCCUCGGGCAAAAAGAAAAAUCGUCCCAGGAAGAAGCUGAGCCUGAGGAAGAGGCUGCAGCAGAGGAAGAAAGAGGACACGAUGGGGAGGAGGAAGAAGAAGAAGAUGGUCAGCGACGCUGUAGCUGCUUCAGGACAGACGGAGGGCGCAGCGGAAAGUAAGACGCUCAAAGGCAAGAAGAAACAAAAAGCAGCAGCAGAAGAGACACCCCAACCAAAACCGGCCAAAAGACCUCCGCCUGCUCCCUCCCAGGAGGACGAGACACCAAAGAAGAAGAAAAAGACGAAGCUGAACUCUGAAGCAGAGGAGAACUCCUCCAAGGAGAACAACCCGCCAAAGAACGACAAGAAGAAGAAGAAGAAGAAGAAGGGAUCGGUGAAGCAGGAGGAAGCUGCAGCUGAGGUUGUCUCGACUCCAGGGAAGAAGAAGAAGAAGAUAACAACUGGAAAAGAAGAGACGACAGAAACCGCCAUCACUGUGAGCUCAGACGUCUCUGCAAAGAAAACCAAGAAGAACAGAUUAAAGGAGGCGGUGGUGGAGACAGAAGCUGCUGCAGACGCACAAACUCCUGGGAAAAAGAAAUCCAAGAAGGCGAUGGCUUCUGCUUAAAUGUGGACGUCAGUGGAUAAAGUUUGUACCUGGACCUGAAGAUCCCCGACCAGCGGGACAGUCUGCUCAACGUUUUGUGCCUUUUUAACUCCUGAACUUUUGUUCUGUUAUGUUCGAGUCAACAUCAGUGUUUUCAGUCAUUUCUAACUGUGUUUUUGUUUUUUCGCUCUAAAAACUGUGAUGGCAAUAAUUCUACCACACGCCUCAUGAUUUAGGCCCCGUGUUCACCUGCCGUUUUUUUUCUGAGCGACAGCGUCUUUUGUCAAUAAGGAGAGAGCGUUAGCGGC